Molecule: messenger RNA, 1844 nt
Organism: Saccostrea cuccullata (small rock oyster)
Lineage: Eukaryota; Metazoa; Mollusca; Bivalvia; Ostreida; Ostreidae
Exons: 2
Coding region: 117-1787 (556 amino acids)
Molecular function (GO): protein binding; ubiquitin protein ligase activity; zinc ion binding
Source: RefSeq, a predicted model, not a curated record
UUUUUACCAGCAUCUAAGGGACACGGGACCUGAGCUGUCUCCACGUCCUGCAUUGGGAUUUGAACCAUCGAAGAAAGAAUCAACUCCUUACUCCGCAACAGUCCAAAGUCCCAGAAAUGACGCAAUGUGACCUUUGUGAGACUAUCGAGGUAGAGAUACACUGUGAUUCCUGUCUUGUCAAUCUCUGUAAGGCUUGUGUUGGAGUACACAUAAUCUCUGAUGGAUGCACGGACCACAAGCUCAUCAAAUAUCAGUUCAGGAAACCUAACCGCCUCUACCCUGAAUGUAAAUAUCAUAACAAGCAACAUUGUUUAAUGUACUGUAACAAAUGUAGAAUUCCUGUUUGUAAAAUGUGUAUCGCAUCUGGUCAACAUCUAAGUCAUAAGUUGUCAGAAAUUAUGAAAGCUGUGAAUGAAAAAAAGGAUAAAUUAUUCAAAGAACGACAUGAACUAACUGAGACUAUUUAUCCAACCUACCAGCACAUUGCCUCUGAUGUACAAAAUAGAAUGAAUCAUUUGGAAAAGAUAUAUGGAGAUCUUUCUUUAGCAAUAACAGAACAUGCUAGAGCCUGGCACUCAGAAAUUGAAAAACGUUCAUUAAAACUUAAAGCCAAAGUUGAAAAGAUGAAGAAGACACAGUUACAAACGCUGCAGAAACAUCUGGAUGAAAUAAAUAAAAACAUAUCUGACAUAAGGAAUGAUAUCAAAUCAAUUGAAAGAACUAUAGAUGCUGAUGACAUGUCAAAACUAUUAAGGGUCACCUCUAAUGUUCAUCUUUACAGUAAUCUUCCACAGAAAAUAGCUCCUUCUCUACCAAAAUUCAUUCCAGGAGAGGUUCAAGGCGAGGAAUUCGGUGAACUAUUUGGAAUCAUAUUACCAAGUUCUUUAACAUUAGAUGAAAAUGGUUACAGCUUGAAACCAAAAAGGAGAUCAUCAGAAGCUGGAUCCCCUUCUCAAGUCAAACAGCUGCUUGAUGAACCAGAGAUUGUUACAAAUAUAGACACGGGGUUUGAAUACCUUAUCAAUGUGGCAUGUCUGAGUGACAAUGAAAUCUGGACAAGAGGAAACGACAGCACUAUGAAACUUUUUAACAUUAAUCAGGGAUCACUACUCAAGUCAAUCAAAACCAAGUCAGGCAACAUACCAUGGGACAUAGCAGUGACAAGAAGUGGAGAUCUAGUUUACACCGAUGUAAGUGAUAGAACUGUGAACAUUGUGAAGCAUAAGAAGAUUGAAAACGUCAUCAGACUCCAGAACUGGACACCUCGUGGCGUCUGUAGCACUUCCUCUGGUGACCUCCUGGUUACCAUGUGUAGUCAUGAUGACAAACACUCGAAAAUUGUCCGUUAUUCAGGUUCCACAGAGAAACAAACCAUUCAGUAUGAUGAUCACAGAAAACCUCUCUUUUCGAUAUAUACAUGUAUAACUGAGAAUAGAAAUUUGGAUAUAUGUGUCUCCGACAAUGGCAUUAGAGCUAUAGUGGUGGUAAAUCAUGCUGGGAGACUGAGAUUCAGGUACACGGGACAUACACUUCCUCCGAAGAACAGGCCAUUCAUCCCAAUAGGAAUCACCACAGACAGUCAGAGUCACAUUCUUACGACUGAUGAUAAUAACCACUGCGUCCACAUUAUAGAUAAAAAUGGACAUUUCCUCCAAUACCUAGACUGUGAACUGAGUGAACCUGUGGGACUUUGCGCAGAUUUAAAUUAUAAUCUGUUUGUUGCUCAGUGGAGAAAGAGACAAGUUAAGAAAAUCAAAUAUCUGGUCAGAAGCAUCAAGUAUAGAUAAAAAAUGUAUGUUUUUUUCUUGAUGAUAUUUACCAUUGCAUGUACAUGUAUAUCAAAU